Messenger RNA from Suncus etruscus (white-toothed pygmy shrew), 3446 nucleotides. It is a transcript of the gene ZBTB4, whose product is annotated as zinc finger and BTB domain containing 4. The record is from RefSeq and is a predicted model, not a curated record. Gene Ontology annotation, molecular function: DNA-binding transcription factor activity, RNA polymerase II-specific; protein binding; RNA polymerase II cis-regulatory region sequence-specific DNA binding. Gene Ontology annotation, biological process: regulation of DNA-templated transcription. NCBI's taxonomy places the organism in Eukaryota, Metazoa, Chordata, Mammalia, Eulipotyphla, Soricidae.
GCCGAUGAUGUCAGCGGCAGCGGCGGGGCCGGGCCGGGCUUUGGGGGGGCCGGGGAGGGAGCCGGAGCCGGAGCUGGAGACCGGGCGGGCCCGGAGAUGAGCCGGGCCUGGAGGACUUGGAGCCAUCGCAGUCAGAACGAAGAGGCCCAGCAGAAGGGAUCCACUGAGCCACGCCCGCCCCACUCCAUGUUGGCUGCAUUCUCAGGCUGGCGCCAUGCCACCCCCUGCAGAGGUGACUGACCCAUCCCAUGCCCCGGCUGUCCUGCGCCAGCUGAAUGAGCAGCGGCUCCGUGGCCUCUUCUGCGAUGUCACCCUCAUAGCUGGAGACACCAAGUUCCCUGCUCAUAGGAGUGUCCUGGCUGCUUCCAGCCCCUUCUUCAGAGAGGCCCUGCUCGCUUCCACUCCGUUGCCCCUUCCUCCAGUUACAGGGGCCUCAGCUUCCAACGCUGCCACUGCCACUGCCACAACUGCCGCCACUUCCUCCUCUUCUUCUUCCUCCUCUUCCUCCUCCUCCUCCUCCUCUCCCUCUUCCCCCCCUCCAGCUUCACCCCCUACUUCAUCCCCACCCCGGGUCCUGGAACUGCCGGGGGUCCCAGCAGCUGCCUUCUCUGAUGUCCUCAACUUCAUCUACAGUGCCCGGCUUGCCCUCCCCGAUGGUGGUGGUGACGGGGCCGCUGUGGCAGAGAUAGGAGCCCUGGGGCGUCGUCUGGGCAUAUCCCGCUUGCAGGGCCUAGGGGAGGGAGGGGAUGCCUGGGUCCCUCCUGUCCCAGCCCCUAUGGCCACCUCGCAGUCAGAAGAGGACAGCUUUGGGCCAAGGCCAGCUGGGGAGUGGGAGGAUCAGAGGGCUGAGGCCCCAGGCCCUGACUCACAGCCCCCCAUCCCUCGACGGUCCCUCCCCUGUCCUCAGUGUGGGAAAAGCUUCAUCCACCCCAAGCGACUGCAGACCCACGAGGCCCAGUGCCGGCGGGGAGUCAGCUCUCGAGGGUCUGCGGGGGGGCGCUCCGGCCCCGGGGGUCCCGCAGGAGUGGACGCCUCAGCCCUGCCUCAAGUGGCCUUCCGAGGUGGCCCUGAGCACGUGGUGAAAGUGGUCGGCGGCCACGUGCUCUAUGUGUGUGCGGCCUGUGAGCGUUCCUACGUGACCCUGUCCAGCCUCAAGCGCCACAGCAAUGUCCACUCCUGGCGGAGGAAGUACCCUUGCCGCUACUGCGAGAAGGUGUUUGCCCUGGCUGAGUACCGCACGAAGCACGAGGUGUGGCACACUGGGGAACGCAGGUACCAGUGCAUCUUCUGCUGGGAGACCUUUGUCACCUACUAUAACCUGAAGACCCACCAGCGCGCCUUCCAUGGUAUCAGCCCAGGCCUGCUCGCCAGUGAGAAGACGCCCAAUGGGGGCUACAAGCCCAAACUCAACACUCUGAAGCUGUACCGCCUGCUCCCCAUGCGAGCCGCCAAGCGGCCCUACAAGACCUACAGCCAGGGAGCCCCCGAGGCCCCGCUUUCUCCAAGCCUCAACACACCAGCCCCUGCAGCAAUGCCAGCCACCCCGCCGGCCCCCGAGCCUGGACCCCCGCCCUCUGUGAUCACUUUCGCUCACCCAGCCCCUUCGGUCAUUGUCCAUGGGGGCAGCGGCAGCAGUGGCGGAGGGGGGGAUCUGCCGGCCAGCACGGGGGGAGCCCAAGCUGCCUCCGUCAUCACUUACACGGCUCCCCCAAGGCCCCCCAAGAAGCGUGAGUACCCCCCGCCUCCCCCUGAGCCUGUAGCCACCCCGGCCACCCCAGCCACAACGGGCAACCCAGCGACUUCAGCCGGGCCUGCCUCUGGCACGGAGGAGGCCAAGGGCCGGAACCCACGGGCUGGAAGGACUCUGACUUACACGGCCAAGCCCGUCGGUGGGGCUGGUGGGAGUGGGGGCCCCCCUGCAGCCUCUGGCCGAGGCCCCUCUCAGCUGCAGGCCCCGCCACCCCUGUGUCAGAUCACUGUGCGAAUUGGUGAGGAAGCCAUCGUCAAGCGCCGCAUCUCAGAAACCGACCUGCGUCCUGGGGAACUGAGUGGAGAAGAAGAAGAGGAGGAAGAGGAAGAGGAGGAGGAGGAGGAGGAGGAAGAGGAAGACAAUGACACUGAGGAGCAAUCAAAGGCUGGUGGAGAGGAUGAGCUCUGGAGGCCCUACCACUACAAGGCCAAGCGCAAGGCUGGGGCCACGGGCCCGGCCACCGGUGGCAGCGGCAUGUCCAAAGGCCGCCGGCUGCCUCGCUGGAGACAGAAGCCGGAGCGAAGGAGCUGGGAGGACACCCCGGGGGCCGAAGGCCCUUCCACGCGUGCCCGGAGCGAGCGGAGGCAUCGCUGUGGGGUCUGUGCCCAGACCUUUGCCACCCUCAGGAAGCUUCGCAAGCACCAGGAGGCCCACGGGGGCAGCUCCCACAGCCCCCGGGCCGGCCGGAGGCCUUCCUCCCGCUUCUCCUGCCCGCACUGUGCCAAGGUGUGCAAGACGGCAGCUGCCCUGAGUCGCCACGGGCAGAGGCACGCCGCCGAGCGACCCGGGGGCACCCCCACUCCUGUCAUAGCUUACUCCAAAGGCAGCGCCGGCACCAGGCCCGAAGACGUCAAAGAGGAGGCCCCCCAGGAGAUGCAAGUGUCCUCGUCCAGUGGGGAGGCAGGUGGCGGGAACACAGCCGCCGAGGAGGCUUCCGAGACCACCUCGCUGCAGGACCCCGUCAUCUCGGGGGGUGAGGAGCCCCCCGUGCUGGGCACCGGAGCAGGCGCCUACGUCUACCCUCCCGUGCAGGAGUUUCCACUGGCUCUGAUCGGCAGUGGCCGGGAGGCGGGAGGUGGCAGAGGGAAACCCGGGAGUGAGGGGCCAGGGGGAGACGGUGAGGGCGACCAGGUGGAGGGCAUGGGAGCUGCCAAGGUGGCCUUCUACCCUGAGCCCUACCCCCUUGUCUACCGGCCUCAGCUGCUCGCCGCCUACCCUUACAACUUCAGCAACCUGGCCGCUCUCCCCGUUGCUCUCAACAUGGUCCUGCCAGAUGAGAAGGGUGGGGGGCCCCUUCCCUUUCUACCAGGGGUCUUUGGCUAUGCUGUCAAUCCUCAAGCCACACCUGCUACUCCCCCUACUCCACCACCCCCAUCUCUUCCCCCACCAGUGCCCCCCAAGAGGGACGGGGAAAGGGAAGGAGUUGAGAGAACCCAGAAGGGAGGCGUGGGGUGAGCUCCGUGCCUGGGUCUCCCCCUUCUACCAGGUUCUCCCCGCCCUGAACCCCCCUGAACCCCCGUCACUACCAGCUCCCUAGCUUCCCUGUCCCUAGGGAGCACCCUCCCCCCUCCACACUCUUGUGCAGGGAUUUGGGGCCCCUGGAACUCAGGGGCCAGGCUGCUUUGUGUGAGAUUGUAGUUUUCCCAUCUCCUGGGAAGGGGUCUUCGGUAGUUCCCCUCUCGGCUCUCCAGGGAAU